Necator americanus (New World hookworm) is the source of this 468-nucleotide messenger RNA. RefSeq lists its product as uncharacterized. Bases 1 to 468 code for a protein of 155 amino acids. NCBI's taxonomy places the organism in Eukaryota, Metazoa, Nematoda, Chromadorea, Rhabditida, Ancylostomatidae. The record is from RefSeq and is a predicted model, not a curated record. The transcript is spliced from 3 exons.
AUGUCUGUGGUCGAUCCCCAUCACCAACGAAGUCAAGCUGCAAGUCUACCUAUCCGGAAUUCGCCCCAUCAUGAUGUACGGAUCGGAGACUUGGGCAGCACCAUCAACGGUGUAUGCCACAAUGAAGAUCUUUACGCAGAAAUCGAUGUGGCAUACCGGCGGAUGACACGUGGAAGAUAUCAACAUCUUGCACCGCCUUCGAAAGCGGCUAAAAGUUCGUCGGGUUCGAGCUGGAAGAAGCCACCUGGUCGAAAACGGAAGUUCUGGACUGAGGUGGUAAAAGAGGACCUGAGGACACUCGGCGUGGAUAGGCAGUUGAGGCGAGACGUAAGGUUUCGCAGAACAUGGAAUAGCGACGAAUGGAUUGAUUCUGUGCAAGCUCUCGCAGAAGAUCGAGAAGGUUGGGCAGAGCUGUGUUCAAGGACGGCACACCUCGGCGAAGAUGCGGGUAAUCGCGUCAGGCGAUGA